Molecule: messenger RNA, 2816 nt
Organism: Pygocentrus nattereri (red-bellied piranha)
Lineage: Eukaryota; Metazoa; Chordata; Actinopteri; Characiformes; Serrasalmidae
Gene: entrep1
Product: family with sequence similarity 189 member A2
Exons: 11
Coding region: 295-2055 (586 amino acids)
Cellular component (GO): membrane
Source: RefSeq, a predicted model, not a curated record
CUCACACACACACACACACUCCGCUCCGCUGUAUGGAUGGGUGGUCUACUCCCACACACUCCUCCUCUUCUCUUGUCCCUUUGCCAAAAAAUGUGAAACGCAAUCCGAUUGCCCGGAGUUAUUUUAGACGCUCAUGCUCAGCUCUCUACCUCCACAGGAACAUGGACGAAGCAGCAGAGCGGCUCAGCAGCAGCAGCAGCGACCAUCGGUUUAACCUCCUCCGAGUAAAAUGAGGAAACCCAGUCGUCUCCGUUCACCCCUCGUUGUUGUACUUCUCCUGGCCGCCCGUCUCCAAUGUCUCUGUCGGUAGUCCUGCCCGGGUCGUGCUGUCGGUUAGCCGGGGCUUCAUUUGCUCCUCACUUCGCAGAGCCAUCGCCAUCUUCCCGAGGCCGCAGCCGCUGCUGCUCGGCCGCCGCUCGGUGGCGGAUGUCCGGCUCCCAGGCGCGGCUCUCUCCCGCGCUGCUGCCCGCUCGACCGCUGCUCUCGCUCGGGCUGCUGCAGCUGGUUCUCGGCUGCUCCAUGGUGGCGCUUUCUUUCGGGGCUCUUUCCCUCAGCAACUCGCCUCCUAUCAGGAAUUCGUGUCCGUUUUGGGCAGGGUCUUCAGUCAUCCUCUCGGGGAUUAUCGGCCUCACAACAUGGAAACGGCCCAUGCUCCUGCUGGUGAAUCUGUUCGUGUUGCUGUCAGUGGUGUGUAUUCUGCUGAACCUGGCAGGGUUCAUCCUGUGCUGUCAGGGAGCUCAGCUGGUGUCCAGUACCAUCAACUGUCAGCUGAGCGAGCAUGGUGAUAUCUGUAACUGUUGUGCUGAUAGCCCCAGCAGCUUGUGCCCGGAGGAGAAGCUGAUAAAGAUUUAUGCUGGCCGCUCGUGCGAGACAAUGAGAAUGCUGCUCAAGAAAGUUCUGUUUGCACUGUGUGCAUUGAAUGCGCUGACUACAGCAGUGUGUCUGAUCGCAGCUGCGCUCAGGUACCUCCAGAUUUUCUCAGCCAGACGGCCCUGCACGGAGGAGCUGCGGAACGUUCCAGAAGAAGGAGAGGAGCAGCAGCGCACCCCUGAUCCUGAGGAGUUUGUAGCUCCUGCACCCCCUCCUUCAUACUUCUCCACCUUCUACUCCUACACCCCACGGCUGGCACGCAGGAUGUUUGGUGACAGUGUGAUCCCGCUGCCGCAUAUAUACGGGGCGAGGAUCAAAGGAGUGGAAGUUUUCUGUCCCCUUGACCCACCGCCCCCCUAUGAAGCUGUUGCUGCAGGAGAGAAUCAGACCGUACUGGCACAGGACUCUGAGCUUCAAGUGACAGAGCUGACCGAGGGGCUGUCCCACUGCUCUGAGACGAACACCAGUGAUGACAGGUGUCUGCAGACAUCAGUACAUAGUUCCACACAGCCCUGUCAGACUACCAGCACAGCCUCGUCCAGCAGGAAAACACACAGACAACGCCUCCGCAGGUCCAACAGCGACCCUGUUCUCCUGGACCUUGCUGCCAAAGUAAUGAGCUGUGAAGCAGCCACACAGACUGAAAUAAGUCCCGGGACAGGGCCAACCGGGAAGGCCACUGUCACCCUGCGACGGGGGAAGGGUCCUCGGAGGCCACGUCCUGCAUCCAUGGUGGACUACCAGAGCUACAGGGACACCAAGCUGCUGGUGGCCCGCUUCCUACAGCAGUCCUCGUGCAGCCUGACCCCAGAGGUCCAGGAGCUGAUUAACAGCAUCAAGACAGUGCUGCGCUCAGAUGAGGAGCACAUGGAGGAGGCCGUACGCUGUGCCAGCUUCAUAGACCAGGUUAUCACCGGGUCAGAGAGCAGUCAAGCACCAACAGUCCAAGCUAGGCAGCCACAGCUGGAGUGCACUUCCAAUACACUGCCGUUACGCAAGCGGCCUGGUCUGCUGCACCUGCGCAGCUGUGGGGACCUCAGUACCUUCACUUGGGCUGAGCUGCAAGUGGGAAGCACGUCCCGCUCACGCUUCACCUCCAGGAUGGGCUCUCGGGCUGGAUCCCGCCGGCUGGGGCAGGAGCGCCCACACAGCCUGAUAGGAGUGUCCAGAGAAACUGUUCUCUGAGAGCUGAAUAGACUUACUAUAUGGAAGAGAGGAAUGUCCUCCACUCUCAGUGACACAAAGCUGGGCAAAACAGCCGACAUACAGUUUGUGAAUUUUUUCUGUUUAUUGCAAUUUUAUGUUUUUACAGAGUUUGGUUGUGAGUGUUUGUUGGAUCCCAGUGUUGGUAAAGUCGGAUGAACACAAAACUGUGGCACAGUUGAGUUGAGCAUUGGCACACAGCGGAACUGAUUGUUUUUGUCUUAGAAAUAAUGCACUGUUUUACAUUAACACUGGAAAAUAAGAUAAAUAAAUAAAUAAAUAAAUAAAUAUAUGAAUUAAUUCUAAAUGGUAAAAUUUCUCAAUGGUAAAAUUUAUAGAAUUCUGUUCUUCUAUUCUUUCUGUUCGAUACUUUUAAUACAAAUUUACAAAAACGGAGCAGAUACGAGGCUUAGACCACCCCAAGCUCUAACAGGCUGGAUUAUUUAAAAUUUGAUGUGACAAACUGAUCUGUCUUCAUUUUAUUAAGUUUUUUUUUUUUAAUUGUCUGGUUUUGAGUAAUGUUUGCACAUUUUCCUGUCCCACUUACCGAGCUGAAUGUGCUGAUAAUAGAUCUCUUAAACAAGGCAGCUGUUGGUUAUAGAGUAAGGUAGUUUAUCAGUUAGGGUCUCUAAUGCAUAUAGUUUGCCUGCUUGCCUUGUUAUCAGUUAAGGGUUAAGACAUGAAACUUUAAGCCAUGACAAUCAAAUAAAUUGUAUCAAAUAAACAUUAUUUUUAAAAAAACA